AUGAAAGACGUUGAGAAGCUCGAACAGACAGAGGUUGUUGAGAAAACAAUAUCUCUUGAUCAAGAGAGCAGGAGCGACACGUCAAAUGUUGCGGAGCACACUCUAGCGGCGUUAAUUUGCACCCUACCCAUUGCGGUUACUUUAUAUCUGAGUUGGAAAGAUCGGAAAUUCAUGUCAACGGAGCUGUCCAAACAGGAGCUAGUAACAAGACUAUCGCUGUACAAAUCAAAACCACCAACCACAAUAUUUAUCAACUUUCUAAUCUCCCUAGUGGGCGUAGAGAAUAUCCUUGGAAUUAGGUCUUCUCAAUUUGUCACUUUCGCAUCGUUCUACUUAGUGGCGAUCUGGUCACAGGCAUCAAUGGUGAUCGUGCAAGUGGUUGGAAUAGUUAAUGAGAUGCAUCUAGAGAGAGAGUAUUUUUGGUCAAUGUCACUUCUGAUUAUCGUUUUCAUAUCCAUCGCCCUGGGGUCUUCCAUUCGUCUCUACAGGGCGCAAUGCACAACCACAAACGAUGCCCAAAAUGGCCUCACACUUCUGAGCUCGUUCCAGGCAUGGCUCACAGCUUUCGGUUGUCUUUUCGAAUUGUGCCAUUAUUCGACAAUCAAUUUCAACAAUAUGGUGAACUACUAUUCCUUCCUCACUAACAGUGCUGCUGAACAGCGGACGCUGGUUCUGCUGGUCACCAUACACGUUGGUGCAAUGGUCAUAGUCGGAGCCGUGCUUCUGACAAACUUCCUAUGCUGUCUCGGUUUUGAGCGCGAAACAAAACCUUGGAUUGUGGAUCAGCAAUCUACUGCAAUAAGAAUGAUGAUUUGCCCGCUACUGUCCAUCUCAAUUCUUCAUUGCAUGCAGAAUGAAUGGGCGGAUUUGUUCAAUUCGUAA
Ogataea haglerorum is the source of this 882-nucleotide messenger RNA. RefSeq lists its product as uncharacterized. NCBI's taxonomy places the organism in Eukaryota, Fungi, Ascomycota, Pichiomycetes, Pichiales, Pichiaceae. The record is from RefSeq and is a predicted model, not a curated record. The transcript has a single exon. Bases 1 to 882 code for a protein of 293 amino acids.